AUGAGGGUGACCUCCAACCCAUCUCGCAAGCGUCAGCAUCCUGAGUCACGGAGCCUUUCCAGACUGGGAGGUCCCGACUUGUCUGACCUUAGAAAUUAUUCUGAACCUGGAAGCCUCCUCAAUCAACCAUUGAGCAAAUCCAAUUCCCAUAAUAGAAAGCGGCGUGCGAGAUCUCCUCCAUCAUCUGCAGAUACCAAGGACACUACAAAGACCACGAGCACCACGGCCUAUAAUCGUAACUUCCAGCAGAAUCUAAUCGACCAUGGCGUUUACCCUGAUGGGUAUGAAUAUCCUGAGGGUCGAAUACCAGCAAUGCCAAAUAACUGGGAGGAGAUCAAUGAAAGAUUAGCUCGACCCAGACCCUCCCUCUCACCAUCAAAGUUCUCUGAUGGGCAUUUCCGGAAAUUCAAACGAGCGGAUACACACGCGUCUAAAGAACAACCGGUCACAACGUCAGUGAUUCCUAUCAUUGAAGGCGAUGUCGGUGAUCUUAAAUGCGCUGGAGGAGGAUACCCGUUUGGAAAUCUUGCUCCCUUAACUGAUGGCACACUGGCUCAUGCCAAACCAGAUCACUUCUAUGGUGCGCGUCCUGAGCAGCUCGAUCGUCAAAUCCGCAAAGAACUUAGUGACCAUAUCAUACCAUCAACACAGGAUGAUCUUCCGAUGCUAGCAAACUUCUUUUUGGAAGCAAAAGGUCCCGAUGGAUCCUUGGCUGUGGCUACACGGCAGGCUUGUUAUGAUGGCGCACUAGGAGCUCGAGGCAUACACUCUCUCCAGUCAUACCAACAAGACGAAUCAGCCUACGACAACAACGCUUACACUCUUACGUCGACUUAUCAUGGCGGCACACUAAAAUUAUACACCACUCAUCUCACUGAGCCUGAAGGUCCAAACCGUUGUCCUGAAUAUUUUACGACCCAGUUCAAGGGCUGGUCGAUGACCAGCGACCCGCAAACGUUUCGGGAAGGAGCAUGCGCAUAUCGAAAUGCUCGAGAUUGGGCAAAGGAAAAGAUCGAUGGAUUUAUCAAGUUGGCAAAUGAAAAACGCCUGGAUGCCCAGUCCCAACACCAUUGUGCGUCUCAGCAAGGGACGGCUUCAUCCGAAGCCGUCACCUUAGACGAUUCUGACGUAUCAACGGUGUCUGAUGAAGUUGCCUAUCAGGAUGCGCAAUGGAGUUUUGCGACCCCAGUUGAAGAUGCGGAUGAAGUGUCUUCGAUUCUUAGCAGAAUGCCCAAAAAGCCCAGGCUCAAUGCUAGUGUUUCUUUUGGUGGUACAGCGGAUAAGAUUAGGAGUUAUCCAAACUGA
This is a messenger RNA of Histoplasma mississippiense, 1305 nucleotides long. RefSeq lists its product with no specific name. Lineage: Eukaryota; Fungi; Ascomycota; Eurotiomycetes; Onygenales; Ajellomycetaceae. The transcript is spliced from 4 exons. The record is from RefSeq and is a predicted model, not a curated record. The coding region runs from base 1 to 1305 and encodes 434 amino acids.